AUGGAGGAAUGUAAGGGAAGAGUGUGUGUGACAGGAGGUGCAGGGUUUAUUGGUUCUUGGCUUAUCAUGAAGCUCCUUCACAAUGGUUACUUUGUUCAUACCACUGUCAGACCCGAUCCAGAGCAUAAAGAAGAUCCUAGCUUUCUUUAUGACUUACCUGGAGCAUCCCAAAGGCUACAAGUUUUCAACGCUGAUCUCAAGAACCCACAAAGUUUCAGUUCUGCCAUCGAAGGGUGCAUUGGAGUUUUCCAUGUUGCUACCCCUGUUGACUUUGAAUUAAGUGAACAUGAGGAAGUAGUGACCAAAAGGACCAUUGAUGGUGCACUAGGCAUUUUGAAGGCAUGCCUCAGCUCUAAGACUGUGAAGCGAGUUAUUUACACUUCUAGUGCCUCUGCUGUGAGUUUCAAUGGCAAAGAAGAACAAUUGAUGGAUGAAAGCUCUUGGAGUGAUGUGAAUUAUCUUAGAGCUUCAAAGUUGUCUGCUUGUUCUUAUGCAAUUUCAAAGACAUUGACUGAAAAGGCAGUACUUGAAUUUGGAGAAGAGAAUGGAUUGGAUGUUGUGACAUUGGUUCCAACUUUUGUUUUUGGACCAUUCAUUUGUCCCAAGCUUCCUAGCUCAGUCAGUGAUACAUUGGAUUUUGCAUUUGGGAACAAAAGUCCAUUUGGUUUGGUACUUGAAACACCCAUGGUGCAUGUGGAUGAUGUGGCUAGAGCUCAUAUAUUUUUGCUAGAACAUUCUAAUCUAAAAGGGAGGUACAUUUGCUCACAGUGUUUGGUCACUUUUGAAAGGAUAUCUGAACUUGUUUCUGCCAAAUACCCAAAAUUUCAUCCACCAACUGACUCAUUAAAACAAAUUAAAGCUGUCAAGAUACCAGAUUUAUCUUCGAAGAAGCUCACAGAUGCCGGAUUUGUAUUCAAGUAUGGGCUUGAGAAAAUGGUUGAUGAUGCAAUUCAAUGCUGCAUUGAAAAGGGUUACCUGUGA
Abrus precatorius (Indian licorice) is the source of this 981-nucleotide messenger RNA. Its product is annotated as vestitone reductase-like. The transcript has 4 exons. Gene Ontology annotation, molecular function: oxidoreductase activity, acting on the CH-OH group of donors, NAD or NADP as acceptor. The coding region runs from base 1 to 981 and encodes 326 amino acids. NCBI's taxonomy places the organism in Eukaryota, Viridiplantae, Streptophyta, Magnoliopsida, Fabales, Fabaceae. The record is from RefSeq and is a predicted model, not a curated record.